CACUGCGAUAUCUUCCUUCUUUGCAUCUCGACUAUCAACCCCUCCUUCCUCAGCAUUAGACAUUCCACAUCUCCCACUACCAUCAAGCAUGUCUCUCCUUCGCUCCUCCCUCUCCACCUUUCGAGUGCUCCCAAGCACCUCCUCGGCCCGUGCAUGCGCAACCGUCAGCUCGUCCUCCCCGGCUUUCUCAACUAGUGUGAGACGCCAGGCAGAUCCGGCAGAGAACAGGAAGAACAGUGAAGGAACUAUGCCCGGCUCGGGAUCGACUGAGGAGAUUGCAGAUUCAGAAGGCGCCUUUUCAGCCAGCGAAACCCGUCCUGACGAAGCCGGCAAAUCCAUCAGUCGCGAGAAGCCCGGUGUGGAAAUGGACUCCUCUGCCGCCUCUAAUGAUAAUGCAGACCGAACUGCCAGUGAAGGUAACAAGGAGACGACCAAGUCUGCCAAUGGAACUAACCCACCUCCUUCUAAGGAGAAUUUGGGAGCUAGUAAAGCUAGAAAGGAACAGAAGUAGGAAUGGAAUUAAAGAAGAGGAGAGAGGGAACUGGAGCUGGAGCUGGAGCUGCAGGAGACUGCGAGUGGCGGACAGAAGAUCUCAGGGGGCAAAGCCCUUCCAGACAUAGGUACAUCUACAUGCAAUCGUCAUUCUACGCAAUCGUCAUUCCAUUAUCUACUAGAUCCAUGGGGUAUUAAGUGGUAGGGUAGUACUGUAUCGAAGCGCUCGUAAAAGAUCGUGACUGGGUGACAAAAGAGACAGUGUUCAAGGUGACUAGAAGCCCAUUGUGCAUUCUCCCUCCCUCUCCUAUACCUAAUCUGCCUGGAU
Messenger RNA from Microstroma glucosiphilum, 820 nucleotides. RefSeq lists its product as hypothetical. The coding region runs from base 89 to 511 and encodes 140 amino acids. Lineage: Eukaryota; Fungi; Basidiomycota; Exobasidiomycetes; Microstromatales; Microstromataceae. The transcript has 3 exons. The record is from RefSeq and is a predicted model, not a curated record.